GAGUGCCUCGGCACACGAAGUAUAAAAUUCUUCUUGACAAGACGUUUUCAAGUCUGCUGAAGUGUCCUCUGGUCUGGAAAGGAGCAGCUAACUCAACUGGCAUCCAGUGCCCCUCCUCUUCCUCUGUGACUUCCCAGCUCCCCGCUUCCUUUCCCAGCUAACGGGAGGGAUUUACAAGUAGAUCUCAAGGAACUUACUGUGAUAGUCAUUAUUGUUUGGAGUCAACCAGCACUCGGGCAAAGAUGAACUGGAAACAAAUCCUUUUUCUCUCCUGCCUGGCAACUUUUGUGCUCUUGACUGUACUUGAGGAGAGCGACACCGCUGCUGUGGGUUCCAGGAAAGCAGAUGGGGAAGAAAAUAAGGAAAGUCUGAAAAAGAUUUUCAUACAAGAAUCAGAUGCCUCUAACUUCUUCAAAAAGCGCAGCAGGAGAUCUACCAGCUCCAUAGACGAGCUCAAUGUGGAGACACGGCAAAUGCUGGCCGCUGACGAGCAGAGGAGGGAGUAUUUUGAGGAGCAAAGGAAUGAGCACGAGAACUUUGUUGAAGAAGAACAUCACGAGCAGAACGAGAGAACCCGGGAACAGACUGAGCAGUGGCGCCAAUAUCACUAUGAUGGUCUCUACCCAUCUUACCUGUAUAACCGCCAUCACAUCUAAGUCUGUGACAGAGGGAACUUGAAGAGUUAAACAUUUGCUGAUCAAGCCAUUUACAGGAUACCUGAAAGGCAACAUUUCCAAAAUCUUGAUCAUGUUAUGGAUCCCCCUGUGGAAUCUAUUCCAUUAAGCCCCUUUAUUUGCAUUGGCUUCAUUUUACCAGGUAGAGCUUCUCAUAGGGUGCUGCUUUGCUUUAUAUUUUGAGGUGCUUGUAUGUAUGACAAAAGCUGGACUUAGCACAUGAAAGGGGAACAAGGCGGAUAAAAUGAAGUCCUUGAGACUUGUCUGAAUCAGGGUAGUUUAGGUCACUCCGUCUCUGUUCCAUGUAAACCAAGUAAAAGGGUUUUUUUGUUGUUUUUUUUUUAAAUCACUAUAUUUGGAGGGAUCAGCAAGAAGAAAAAUCCAUGUUUGCUGAAAUCCCAGUCUCUGUAAUGUUUUACCUUAAGUAAAAAAAAUGGUGCUGUA
Molecule: messenger RNA, 1118 nt
Organism: Gavialis gangeticus (Gharial)
Lineage: Eukaryota; Metazoa; Chordata; Crocodylia; Gavialidae
Gene: UCMA
Product: upper zone of growth plate and cartilage matrix associated
Exons: 5
Coding region: 243-656 (137 amino acids)
Biological process (GO): embryonic skeletal system development; regulation of osteoblast differentiation
Cellular component (GO): extracellular matrix
Source: RefSeq, a predicted model, not a curated record